AUGGCGGAACUCGUCGUCGAGGCCGGGAGCCUCCCACCACCGUAUGUGGAAGCCAUUGCAGUAAAAGGUUCAGCGAGCCUUGUGGAGCGCGCUGGUCGCGCGUUCCCGGACACGUUCUACAUCUCCCCAUACAGCCCUGACUCGUCAACAAAGUGGGUGUUGUCCGAGUACAAGCACCAGAUUUUGUACGCAAUCAGCCGGAGGGAACACCCUCAGGGCAACAAGCCAGACGUGAUUAUUCACGAUGGCCUCUCUCUGAAAGAUGCGACAUUUGCGUCAUUUCGUUUCAUCGACGGGUCUCCAAAAAUGUGGAAAGUAAGAUUGCCGCCAAGAAGUGCCGAGCCUGAGGCUGGUUUCGAGCUGGUUUCAGCGGGGAAUGAUUGGAGAGCACAGAAGAGGCCUGUGUUCAAAUUCGCAAUCGAGACAGACGUCAGCGGGCGACGUGAACACUUUGAAUGGCGAAGUAGCAACAACGACAACAUCAGGAGAGCACUUGGUGGCGGACAGUCGCUCGGGUGGAAGCUGGUACGCCUGGCCCAGGAUGCCUUUACGGACGAGUUGGCCGGACCCCGCGGCGCGUGGCCCAAGACAACCGAUGGCGCCGAGAUCGUCGCGGUCUUCUCCGGCGACGAGCACGGCCCACACGGCGACUGGCGAUUCGCCUUUCUUGGGACGGGAAGAAGUCGCAUCCUCGGCUGGACCUGGGAGGUGAUGGCGGUAACCAGUGCACUGAUUAUUAUGGAUUCGGGGCUCAAGGUGGGAGGCGAGACUUCAUAA
This is a messenger RNA of Neoarthrinium moseri, 777 nucleotides long. RefSeq lists its product as uncharacterized. Lineage: Eukaryota; Fungi; Ascomycota; Sordariomycetes; Amphisphaeriales; Apiosporaceae. The transcript has a single exon. Bases 1 to 777 code for a protein of 258 amino acids. The record is from RefSeq and is a predicted model, not a curated record.